Molecule: messenger RNA, 757 nt
Organism: Lacerta agilis (Sand lizard)
Lineage: Eukaryota; Metazoa; Chordata; Lepidosauria; Squamata; Lacertidae
Product: dispanin subfamily A member 2b-like
Exons: 2
Coding region: 92-520 (142 amino acids)
Biological process (GO): response to interferon-beta; type I interferon-mediated signaling pathway; response to interferon-alpha
Cellular component (GO): plasma membrane
Source: RefSeq, a predicted model, not a curated record
GCUCCGCCUCCUCUUUCCGCCUGCCUUUCACUACCCGAAUCGCUGCCCCGCGAAGCAGUUCUUCUUGAGAGACCCGGUUGCAGGCGAGAAUAUGGCAAGCGGCGCCCACUUCCCUUUGCCCGGUCAGGCCAGCGGCGGGCUGCCCCGCUACGAGGAGCUGAAGGACGAGCACGACAUGGCCAUCAUUAGCCCCGCGGGCGCGUCGCCUGGCUCCACCGUGAUCCACAUGCACAACCAAAGCCAAGUCUGCGUGGCGCCUCCCCGCGACCACAUCCUGUGGUCGAUCUGCACGGUGAUGUACUGCAACUUCUGCUGCCUCGGGUUCAUGGCCCUGGUCUUCUCGGUUAAGGCAAGAGAUCGCAAAGUGGUUGGUGACCACAGUGGAGCUCGCAGCUAUGGUUCUACUGCCCAGUGCCUCAACAUCACAGCUGUGACCCUGUGCAUUGUGCCCAUUGUCAUUGUCAUCAUCCUGCUAGCAACAGGGGUUUUAACCACUCCCCACUUGAUUACUGGAUAUUAGGAAGCCUAUGGAGAACCAUGUCACAGACAGGUUUCCCCUGUAAAACCACUCACUGCCUUUUCCCUUGCUGCCAAGGUUCCCACUCAAGUCACUUUGUGGGUAAUAGUGAUGUUUUGCUUUCCAAUGACACGGGUGUGCAGUUUGUCAAAGAGCAGCCCUUAUAUUGAGAGUAUGGUACUUCCAGUGAUGUCUCUCCAGUGCUUGCCAAGAUGGAUCUGGAUAAGCAUCAGUUUCAGA